This is a messenger RNA of Kwoniella shivajii, 2469 nucleotides long. RefSeq lists its product as uncharacterized. NCBI's taxonomy places the organism in Eukaryota, Fungi, Basidiomycota, Tremellomycetes, Tremellales, Cryptococcaceae. The transcript has 3 exons. Gene Ontology annotation, cellular component: nucleus. Gene Ontology annotation, molecular function: endonuclease activity. The record is from RefSeq and is a predicted model, not a curated record. Bases 1 to 2469 code for a protein of 822 amino acids.
AUGGUUCAUGAAGAAUCGAUCGAUUCGAGCUCAUUAGCUGCUAUAUUAGCUGCCGAUUAUCCAUUAAUCGAUCCACCGUUGAUCUUAGCUCUUUUAUCAGAUUAUCAACCCAGAUCAAUAUCCUCUGAUGAUAUCGAAAAUAUAAAAGAUCAAUUAGGUAUAUUAGAAGCUACUUUAGUUCCUGAUUCUGAUAUCGAUAUCGAUAUCGACACUAUAACCGAUAUCAUCUCUGAAUCAAAUGAAAGUUUGAAUGAAAAUACCAGUGCUGGUAGCACGACUAGUGGGUUUAUCGAUGAGAUCUCAAAUAGAUUAGAAAGUUUACAUACUACCUCAAGUUCAAAUGAUCCUACCGCUUCUACUAGCAGUAGUAGAAGUAAAAAAAAUGGACAUGGAAAUGGAAGUAAAACAAGUAAUAAAAGUGAUAUCAGUGGUUCGAACGAUGAUGAUUAUGGAGAUGAAGGAGAAUUACUUAAGUCAUUGUUCCCUUCCAUCUCCGAAGAAGACUUAAAUUCAGCGUUGAGAUCCCAUACCACCCUCCAAGAAGCGAUAGAUUACCUACUUUCUUUAGAAUUGAUUCGAAAUGUAGAACAGGAAGGUCAUUGGCCAGAUGAAGAUGUGACAGUCGCAUCAGAACCUGAACUCGAACGAUGGGAGGAGUCCAAGAUCAAGAGUAAAAAAACAAAAACAAAAUCCACUUCAUCUUCUAGAACACCUUCUCAACCACCUUCGAAAGAAUCAUCCCCUCUAGCAUUAUCCACUCCCAGAUUUGACAAUAUCGCACUCACACCUUUAAACCACUCACGUUUGUCCACUUCGGAUAAUUCAGCAUCACCAUCAUUAUCAAUGCCAACGAAAAAGAAGAAGAAAGAUAAAAUCAUAAUACCCUUGGUCGAUACUUUACAACGUAAAGCUUCACCAGCACCUUCCAGACCCACUUCUCGUUCAACUUCCAAAUCUCGUACUAUCCAAGCAGGAAGUAGAUCUUCUUCACCUGCUCGUAUCUCGACUUCAGGCCCAUCAAAUAAUGCUUGGCAUACAGUCACGUCACUCUCAUCAUACUUGUCAGAUUUGUUACCCCUACCAUCAAACUACUUUUUAUCUUAUCUUCAUUCACCAGAAUAUCAUUCUGCCUAUUCAGCCAUCUUAGCGUCUCUAGCUAAACUACCUUCUUCAACGAAAAGGGAUGUAAACGCAUCUAGGAGGAUACUGGAGGAUUUAUACGGUUUAACACUUUCUAUUAGCGGUGAAUCAGAUGGAAACGGACUUGGAAAAAGAGAAAUUGAAAGAGAUUUGGAAAUUUGCGUUCAUGCCGCAGGGGAAGAUGUGGCUACUGUCAUGGAUCUAAUGGAUCUUUUAGGUGAAAUUUCAGAAUGGCCAAGUGAUGAUGAUUUCUUUGAUGCUAAACCUGAUUACACAAUCAACCAUAAUCAUCUUAAUCACAUACUAAAACCAGAAACGAUAUCGAUCAACCUACACCCUAUACAAGCGAUUGAUAUGACACGAUCAUCCUCUGCUACAUCUACCAAAUCGCUUGAUGAACCUCCCAAAUCAACGUCCAAUCUGCCAGGUAAAAUGACUCGUCCCGAGAAGAAAGUGAAAGCUGUAUUACAACAAGAAGAGCAUUUAUCAGGAGGUGCAAUAAGGGAAGCACGUAUAAGGAAUGUACCUGGAUCCAAACCAUCUAUAACAUCUAUAAGCCACCCAACCGCAUUAGAUUCUUUCGGUACGACUUCACCAGCUCCAUCUUCACCUCAACUAGGUCCCAAAAACUUGAAACAGAUUCAUCCACAGAACUGGAGAACUGUUUCACACGCAAGACCAAACAAACCAAGAAGAGAUGGAGGUGAAAGAAGAUUGACGGUUGAACAAUGUAUGGCCAAUGCACAACUUGAACGGGCUAGAAGAGAAAUCGCUAUAAGAGCCGCUGGAAGGAAUUUCAAGACUAACACAAAUGGUAUAGCAGGUGGUGGUAGAGCAGUCAAAGGUGCCGUGGCUGGACAUUAUGCUACUCAAGCUAGAGAAGCUGCUGAAAGAGCAAGAGAAUGGGAAUUGAAAGCUGCAAGAUUAGUUGUGACUUCUCAUCUUCAAGCUCAAAAUAACCCCGCCACGAACGGUACAAAUCACAAUCACAAUCAUACUCAUUCUCAUUCUCGAGAUCAAGGACAACAUGGUAGUGGAAGUGGAGGAACGAAAACAAUCGAUUUACAUCAUUUGACAAUCCAGGAAGCUACGACUGUAGUGGAUGAGAUAGCUGAAAAUUGGUGGAAAUCAGAAAAGGAAACAAGGUCUGAGAGAUGGAGAAAACAAGAUGAAGGGAAGUUAAUUGUCAUUACGGGUGUAGGAAGACAUUCCGCCAAUGGCAAAGGCGUGUUAGGUCCGGCUGUAGCUUCACAUCUUGAAUAUCAAGAUUGGAGGGUUGAUAGAGGUGACAGUGAAAGAGGUUAUCUGGUGAUUAGAGGGAAGAAAUGA